AUGGCUGAAGUUGAUGCUACAAACAAUGAAAAAAAUUUUGCAAGUGCAGAGCAAAGCGAUAUUGCUGAUAUUCCUCUAGAGAAAAGAGGCCCAGCAGAGGGAUCUGACAGAGAAGGUGAAAUUAGUCGUGAGGUUCUGGAAAUACUAUUUGGAACGGAUAUUGAAAAUGCUGCAAAGAUUCUUUGCGCUUCUUGUGAUUGUAAAAGGUUCUCUUCUCUUUAUUUGUUUGUUUUGCAGUUAGCCGAUCUACAUUUAAGCCUUGAAUCUAUUCGAGGCGCUAACAAACAAACCGGAGAAUCUAGUCGGAGAGACUGUCUGCCUUGUGAUAAGGCUCCUAAGCAAGCCACAACUUCUAUUGCUUCCACAAUGCCACAUGCUUCAGCAAAGCAAAAUGAGAGCUCUGUGACCAUUAAGGCAACAUAUGGGGACGACAUUAUCAAGUUUCAACUCUCUUUUUCGUCAGGAAUGGUGGAGUUAGAGGAGAUAGUGGCAAAAAGGCUAAACUCAAAGGCUGGAAGUUUCAAAAUCAAGUAUGCAGAUGAAGAUGAUGAUUCGAUUUUAGUGUCCUGUGAUGAAGCCUUGCAGGAUUGCAUAAAUAGUUGGAGAUCAUCGGACAGGACUACAGUCAAAAUGUUGGUUCUGCCAAUUAUCAAUUAA
Ilex paraguariensis (yerba mate) is the source of this 657-nucleotide messenger RNA. NCBI's taxonomy places the organism in Eukaryota, Viridiplantae, Streptophyta, Magnoliopsida, Aquifoliales, Aquifoliaceae. The record is from the annotation of a GenBank genome assembly.